This is a messenger RNA of Cotesia congregata, 3387 nucleotides long. Lineage: Eukaryota; Metazoa; Arthropoda; Insecta; Hymenoptera; Braconidae. The record is from the annotation of a GenBank genome assembly.
AAUCCCCUUGAGCGUCCAAACGAUUCGCGUUCUUAUUAUUAUUUUCUUUGUUCCGCGCAUAAUCCAGUGCCGUAAUUUUUUUAUAACUUUCCAUAAUUUUUUUAAAAUAUCAAUUAUUUCUUCCCAAGUUUUUUAUAUAGCUAAAAAUUCUUUCCUUUCUUCUUUAGAAAAUUCCUCAAGAAUUUUUUGUGAUUUCUUCUUUAAUUUUUAGCGAAGACUAAUUUGCACUCCAAGUCUCGGGUUUUAGGAGUAAUUGUCACGUGGGUGCACAUCCUCAGAAUAAUCCACAUGUAGAACAAUAUUUCGAGACUCGAGCAGCUGAUUUUGACGGUGUCAUUAUUUUUAUUGAGAGUUAUUUAGAUUUUUGUGGAUAAAUUAAAUAAUCUAAUUUGAAAUGUUUUUUAUUUAUUUUUUGGAGUUUGUUGGGAGUGAAGAAAUGAAUGUUAGUUGAAAUAUUAUGUAUUGGGGAGAAGAAAAGAUAAGUAAGAAGUAAAAGGAACAAGAACGGAUUCUGUUGUCACGCGGUAUAAGCAGCGGGCAUUCUACUCAUAUAACACUCCCGAUCAGUUUUAGUUUAUUCAGUGGUGGUUCUACCUCCAUAGUGUCAGUAGUGUCAGUGGUGUCAGUGGUGUCGGUAGUGACGGAUGCUUUGUGUCAAGCACUAGGACAAUACUCUUUAAUACAUCUAUAUACAUCAUAAAUAUAUGACAUAAUAUACAGAUAUUGUGCGAUAAGGAGUAAAUAACUCAAAGAAGAAAUCAUUUAAGAUAUUUACUCAGUUGAUUGUUUUGGUUUAUACUCAAUUGAUUUAUUAUCUGUAUUAUUUUACUGUUAAUUAGUGUGCGCAGGGAAGUUGGAGUAGGUUAUGAAGAUUUUAUGGAUUUAUUCAGAUGUGUUGAAAACACAAGGUGAUAAUUAGUAUUUAAAAAAUAAUGGAUGACAUUAAAAAUUUAACAAUUGGAAGCGUACCAAGAUACAAUGGAGAUGAGCAAGUGCAAUUCAUUGCGGAGGGAAGUAACCAGGUGACAAUUAGAUCGCCUCCACCUUCAUUGCAUCUUGAGAAUCUCAACAAUGCUGUCUUAGGAGGCUCUCAAAAUAAUUUACACUGCAGUUGCAAUGGCACGAACCAAGCCCCCGUGAACGGAAACGCGGGAACGGGGUGCACGAGUGGCGGCCUAGCUAGGAAAAUUCAGAACCACACGGGGGUGAGCCCGGGGCAGGUAAACAAGCGACCUGCCGUUUCACUCACCCACCUACCCAAGCGACCUGCUGUUGACAUCGAGUUCAAAAAUUUGGCCUACAGUGUUUCUGAAGGAAGACAAAGAGGCUAUAAAACGAUACUGAAAUGUGUCAACGGAAAGUUUCGGUCGAGCGAAUUAACAGCGAUAAUGGGUCCAUCUGGAGCAGGAAAAAGUACUUUGAUGAACGUGUUAGCUGGAUACAAAACGUCGAACUUGAACGGGUCGAUACUGAUAAAUGGCAAGGACCGUAAUCUGAGGCGCUUUCGAAAGAUGUCCUGUUACAUAAUGCAGGACGAUCGAUUGUUGCCUCAUCUGACGGUCCACGAGGCGAUGAUGGUCUCUGCAAAUCUGAAGUUGGGCAAGGACCUGGACGCCUCGGCGAAGAAAGUCGUAGUCGAAGAAAUAAUUGACACCCUGGGCCUAAACGACGCCAGCAAUACGCACACCCAGUGCCUGAGUGGCGGUCAACGCAAACGUCUGUCAAUUGCAUUGGAAUUGGUUAAUAAUCCACCAGUAAUGUUCUUUGACGAGCCGACGUCUGGUCUUGAUAGCUCGUCUUGCUUCCAGUGCCUCAGUUUGCUCAAGUCUUUAAGUAGAGGAGGAAGAACAAUUAUUUGUACGAUACAUCAACCUAGCGCGCGUUUAUUCGAAAUGUUCGACAACUUAUACUUACUAGCCGAAGGACAAUGUAUAUACCAAGGAAACGUUGGUGGACUAGUACCAUUUUUAUCAUCAAUGGGCCUUGAAUGUCCCAGCUACCACAAUCCCGCUGAUUAUGUGAUGGAAGUAGCCUGCGGUGAACACGGAGAAUGUGUAGAAAAAUUAGUAACUGCAGUAAACAACGGUAAAUGCAACAAUUACCAACACCACCAGUCGACAUUCACUACUACGAUGGUGGCGAAUGACAUUGCGAAGCAGUCGCCACCUACUGUACAAACAAAAGCUGAAGAAGCUGCUACUGGUAACUCACUUAUUCCCAAUGGUAUUCCAAAAGGCCCUGGAGGUGCAACGGCGCUUAACAUGCCGGUUUCUUGCACCACUUCUUUGUUAGACAGCGCCGAGAGUAUAGAGCAGAAAGUUGGGUUUCCCACCAAUGGCUGGACCCAGUUCUGGAUUCUUCUUAAGCGGACAUUUUUGUCGCAGAUGCGUGAUAUGACAUUAACCAGAGUGCGGCUUAUAUCGCACAUUAUUGUCGGUCUACUUAUUGGUGCGCUUUAUUAUGACAUCGGUAACGAGGGUGGAGAAGCGUACAGUAAUGCCGGUUGUAUAUUUUUCACUGUUAUGUUUCUGAUGUUUACUGCCAUGAUGCCUACGAUACUUACUUUUCCAACAGAGAUGGCAGUGUUUGUAAGAGAACAUCUUAAUUAUUGGUACUCACUGAAAGCCUUUUAUCUCGCGAGAACAGUCUCCGAUUUGCCGUUCCAAACGGUAUUUUCAAUAGUCUACGUAAUGAUUGUCUACUUCAUGACAUCCCAGCCAUUAGAGACUUACAGAUUUUUAAUGUAUCUCAAUAUUUGCAUUCUCACGUCCUUCGUUUCGCAGUCUAUUGGUCUACUAAUUGGUGCUGCAAUGAGUGUAGAGAGUGGAAUGUUUAUCGGACCAGUAUCUUCAGUACCAAUAGUCCUGUUCUCCGGGUUCUUCAUAAAGUUCAGCGCGAUGCCGAACUACUUGAGUUGGUUGUCCUACGUAUCCUACAUCAGGUACGGAUUUGAGGGUGCGAUGAUCACCGUCUUCGGAUACAACCGACCCCGUCUAAAGUGCUCUAUCGAAUACUGCCACUUCAGAUCUCCGACGAAAUUCCUCGAGGAAAUGGCGAUGCUGGACGCGGUUUACUGGAUCGACGUCGUCGCUCUCAUCGGAUUUCUUUUGCUUCUCAGGAUCUCAACUUACUUUGUCCUAAGACUAAAACUUAGAUCUCUCCGCUAAUCUCUCUUAAACUCACUCGACAAUAAACAAUAAACAAUUACCAAUUAUUAAAAUAACGAAAUAAAAAUCAAUCAAUCAAUCAAUUUAAAAAUAUUAAAUCCCGCCAAAAGUUUUCAAGAGGAAUUUGUCGAAGACUGAAAUUCUAAAUGUUCUGAAGACAUUUUUAAAAAUAAUACGCGAUAAAUUAUUAAUAAUAAAUAUAAUAAUAAUAAUAAUAAUA